Molecule: messenger RNA, 3295 nt
Organism: Amborella trichopoda
Lineage: Eukaryota; Viridiplantae; Streptophyta; Magnoliopsida; Amborellales; Amborellaceae
Gene: PEX6
Product: peroxin 6
Biological process (GO): protein import into peroxisome matrix
Cellular component (GO): peroxisomal membrane; cytosol
Molecular function (GO): nitrogenase activity; ATP hydrolysis activity; ATP binding
Source: RefSeq, a predicted model, not a curated record
CUGCGCGGGUGCGUGAGUACCAAGUAUAAUUUCUUCAGUUUGUUGGAGAGAGGCAAGUUUUAGAGAGUGAAAGACGAGAGUGUUACAGAGAAGCCACGAGAGAGAAACAGAGAAACCAUAAAUGGUGUUUUCAGAGAGAGAGAGAGAGAGAGAGAGUAUGAAUGGUGGUAAUUUUCGACUCUCGGUCUCCUCCUUGUAACCCUUGUUUGAAGGAUUGUACUCUUUAUUGAUGAUCAUAUAAUAAUCCAUAUAUGAUCAUAGAAAAUUAAAUAUAUUUUCUCUCUCAUCCCGCAACCUACGAUGGUAGAGAGAAGGAAGCCUCUGCUACUUUCCACCACCAAGGAAAUUCGUGAUUCCUUAGUUUCUCUGGGGAUUUCUAGAGAGAGAGAGAAUGGCGAAUCCCCUGAUGCUUUCUCUAAUUUCAACAAUUGUUCGCCUCUGCAUAUUGGUGCUGGAAUCCUUCGGGUCUCUGAAGAUUGGCAUGGCUCCAACAAUGGGGUUUUUGAUGAUUCUUCAAUGGUGGGGGUCUCUGCAUCAGUCUUGAAGAAGUUGUCUCUCACAUCCGGCUCACUGGUUGCUGUCAAAAGUGUUUGGACAAAUAUUGGGAGAAUUGCUAGAGUCGUUGUACUAGACCCUCCCAAUUCUAAGCGAGAGGAAUGCAUCGACUCACCCAAAUCCUUACCUUCUCAAUGUGUGAUGGCCAUCUUGCCUUCUCAUCCUUUCCCUUCCAAAAAUCUUCACCUUAUAGACCACCAAACUGCAUACUUGACCCCACUCUUAGCUUUUAACAUUGGCUUGCAGAAAGUAUGUCUAAAUGUUCUCAUUCAUGGUGGUCAAGACCUUUUGGGGUCUUUAUUUGAAGAGGAUGACACUUCCAUAGUGUCUCCUCAGUCCACUGUCUACGUUGAACUCAGUCCGUACAUGUUUGAUGCUUAUCGGAGGAACCCAGUAAACAUGGGUGAUUAUCAAUGUCUCCCUAGAUUUGCCUCACACUUGAGAGUUUCCUUUGUUAAGAUUCCUGAAUGUGGAAUUCUAAAUUCUCUAAGGUGUAACUCUUCAAUUGAAGCUGAAACUCGCCAAGAAUUGAUCGACAAGGCUUUGCAGAGUUACUUUAAAGUUGAUAGAUUUCUUGCGAAAGACGAUGUUAUCUCUGUAUCCAUUAAUUGGAAUUGCAAUUCGGUGCUGUGCAUUGCUUGUUCCAGGAAGACUAAUGGGAGAUCUAAAGAUGAGAGAAUCUAUUUCAAGGUUAUCUCAAUGGAGCCAUUAUAUGAAGAAAUUCUUCGUGUUAAUUGCCAUCAAACAGCUCUUGUGCUUGGUGGGAGUGUGGCUUCCUCGAUCCCCCCUGAUUCUAUGCUUGGUGUUAAGAAAGGGUUCGUGCCUUUGCAUGGAGACGUUGUGAAGGUUUUGGCCUCUAUCGUGACUCCCUCAUUAUGCCCAUCUGUCCUUACAGCAAAGUUCAAGACAACCAUCCUAUUACAUGGUCCUCAAGGUUGUGGAAAGCGGACAAUAGUUAGAUAUGUUGCUCGCUGCUUGGGCCUUCAUGUUGUAGAAUAUAGUUGCCAUGAUUUUGUUGGAUCUACAGAAAGAAAGACAUCUGUUGCACUUGCUCAUGCCUUCAGAGCAGCUCAAAGAUACUCGCCCUCAAUUCUUCUUUUGCGCCGUUUUGAUGCAUUUGGUACUCUAUCCUCGGAUGGAGGUGGGUCAUCUGAUAAAGUUGGGGUAAUCUCUGAUGUUGCAUCUGUUAUACGAGAAUUUACUGAGUUUAACCUCAGAGUCGAAGAUUAUUCAUCUGGAGAUGAAUCAGAUGUUGGUUAUGGUUUUGCGGAAGCUGAAAGGAUUAGCCAGAACAGUGUACUACUGGUUGCGAUUGCUGACACUACCGAAGGUCUGGCUCAAUCGAUUAGGCGUUGCUUCAGCCAUGAAAUAGCUGUGGGAAGUUUAAGUGAGGCACAAAGAGUUAAAAUGAUCUCUCAGUCGCUACAAAGUGUUGUCAAAGAUGCUUCUCAUAAUGAUAUUGAUGAGGUUGUAAAGGAUGUUGUCGGACAAACAUCUGGUUUUCUGCCUAGGGAUGUUAGAGCUCUGGUUGCUGAUGCUGGAGCGAAUUUGAUUCCUAGGCUUCAUAAGGAGAUGGACAGAGUCGAUACAGAAGUAGUUGAUGAUGGCCCCUCUGUACUAUUUAAGUAUGAACUGGAUAGUAGUUCUGGCAAGGAUGCUGAUCAGUGUUUGGGUAAAGAAGACCUGUUGAAAGCUUUGGAUAGAUGCAAGAAGAGGAGUGCAUCUGAAUUGGGUACUCCAAAAGUUCCCAAUGUAAAAUGGGAAGAUGUUGGUGGGCUGGAGGACGUGAAAAAGUCAAUCCUGGACACUGUACAGUUACCUCUCAUGCACAAAGAUUUAUUCUCGUCUGGGUUGCGCAAGAGGUCUGGUGUACUUCUCUAUGGUCCUCCUGGUACUGGUAAGACAUUGCUGGCCAAGGCUGUAGCGACCGAAUGUUCUUUGAAUUUUUUGAGUGUGAAGGGUCCGGAACUGAUCAACAUGUACAUAGGAGAAUCGGAGAAAAAUGUUCGAGACAUUUUUCAAAAGGCUAGGUCGGCACGGCCAUGUGUAAUUUUCUUUGAUGAGCUUGAUGCUCUUGCUCCUGCUCGGGGGGCUUCUGGGGACUCUGGUGGUGUCAUGGACAGAGUGGUUUCUCAGAUGCUCGCAGAAAUUGAUGGUUUAAAUGAAGCUACACAGGAUUUGUUUAUUAUAGGGGCAAGUAACAGGCCUGAUCUUAUUGACCCGGCACUUCUUCGCCCCGGUCGGUUUGAUAAGUUGCUAUAUGUCGGAGUAAACUCUGAAUCCUCUUACAGGGAGAGGGUUCUUGGUGCACUUACUCGGAAAUUUAAAUUUCAUGAGAAUGUGUCUCUAUUGACAAUUGCUAAGAAAUGCCCUGCCAACUUUACCGGUGCGGAUAUGUAUGCAUUAUGUGCAGAUGCUUGGUUUCAUGCUGCCAAGCGCCAGGCAUCAGUUCAACAUUCAGAGUCUGCCAGUAUGGUCGGCGUUGCAAAUUCGGUUAUUGUGGAACUCGAUGAUUUUAUAAAGGUACUAGGAGAGCUAUCCCCAUCUCUAUCCAUGGCUGAACUCCAGAAAUAUGAAAGGCUGAGGAAUCAGUUUCAAGGUACUUCAAGAUAAACUAAUAAUUUAGUGACAGUAUAAGAGAAAAAAUAUUGAUGGUAGUUGUACAUGUAUCUGCAUAGAAAAUAUUGGUAUUCUGCCUUAUCAGGAAAUAAAAAUUGAGUCUCUCCCAUCGCUAUUCACA